Messenger RNA from Trichomonas vaginalis G3, 1140 nucleotides. Its product is annotated as ATP binding. The record is from RefSeq and is a predicted model, not a curated record. The transcript has a single exon. The coding region runs from base 1 to 1140 and encodes 379 amino acids. Lineage: Eukaryota; Parabasalia; Trichomonadida; Trichomonadidae.
AUGUACCCAGGUGAUGGUACAACAGUUAAAGUUAAUGAAAGAGUUUCAUUCCCAUCUGGUAUUGAUGCAAAAGAAGUAUAUAUUAAUGGUAAAAACAUCAAUACAACAUUGAUUCCUUUGAAAAAUAAUGAGUUCACUGAACCUUUGACAGUUAAAUCAAUUCGUUCAAGAGAAGACAAACCUGUUAUAAUCAAUAAAAUAGGAGCUGAUAAUGACCAACCAGUUCAAAUCAAGAAAAUAAGAGCAGACGACAUAAUAUUGAACUUUGACCUUGGUUCAAGUGCACCAUUAGAAAAUCCAAGUACAAGCGUAAAAGAUACUCUUAACAGUUUAGAUAAGAGUUGCAGGAACAUUGAAAGUCAUGCCAGAAACUUUGAAGCAUAUGAACUACCAACAAUGUUAGAUAAGAAAGCAGAUAAAACUUAUGUGGAUGCAGAACUAACAAAGAAAUUUUGGAAACCAGAUAAAAUGACAUUUACAACAGAAAUUAUAAAUGGUGAACCAGCAACUCCAUUUGAAUUUGUUAGAGGUCUUCAACCAGAUACUUUUGAAUUUUUCUUGGAUAAUUCUAUUGAACUAACAUUACAUUAUAAAAGUGGAACAAAUGCAACAUUUCAUCCGGGAGAUACAUUCCAAAUGGUAUUUAAUGACAUAAGUUCUUUAGAAUAUGUUUAUAGAGUUAUGAGCAUAUAUGAUUUAAUAUAUCCUAUAGGAGCUGUUUAUACGUCUAUGAAUCCAAUAAAUCCAAACACUUUAUUUGGUGGUAGAUGGUAUGAAAUAGUUGACAGUUUUCCAUUCUACACUAAUACGCAGUCAAUGAAGAUGGGAGGUUCAAAGAAAAUAGGUAUUGAAAACCUUCCUUCACAUAUGCAUAGGUUCAGUGGAAGAACAUCUGUGGAAGGAAACCAUUCACAUUCAAUGACAAAAAGAGGUUAUACAAAUCUUGCAGCAGGUUCGGAUAGACAGGGAAUGCAUAGAUAUGAUAUUUCAAGUGACCCAGUAGAUUCAAGCACAGGUAUUUUCUGUGGAACUGCAGGAAAUCAUACACAUGUUGUAGCUGGCAUUACAGACCCAGCAGGUAAUGGAAAAGAUUAUAUGCCUCCUUAUAUAACAAUGCACGCUUGGAUACGAGUUGGUUAA